GUAUUUAAUAGUGGGAUAAAUUUCGUUGAAUGUUGAUUAAAUGAAUUUAAUUUUGAAUUUUUAUAUUUUUAAAGAAAUUUUUAUUAAUAUUUAAUUAGUUGAUAAUGUAAAUUAAACCAGGGAAAUUUAUAUAAAAUCGAAUUAUUUAAAUAUUGAAAAAUAAUAUGAAAAACGACAAAUAUCAUCAUUGUAAAAUUAGAUAGUACAUCAAAUAAAAAAUAUUUUUAAAGAAUAUUUACUAUAACACAUUUUUUAAAUUACAUAUCAUGACAUUCGAAUGACUGCAAAAAUUUAGACUUUUUUGUGUAUAAAUCUUGCAUAAAACAUAUAAAUGCUAAAAUAUCUACAUACAUUUUUAGGUACAUUAAUGCUGUAAACCUUAUAUAUAGCAGGAACGUUAACACAGAUUGUUCUACAGAAAUAUACUGAACAAAAAUAUACUUUUUAAAAUUUGUUUAAUUAAUGAAAAAUUUAUUUUGCACUUAGGCGUUGUAUAAAUCAUGCAAAUGCAUGUUAUAUAUAACUUUGUAACUGCAUUAAAGCAAUGAACUUUUUUGGCAGGGUCGUUAAUUAUAACCUUUUAUAAUCUUAUUAUAAUUUCAAAGUGCGGAUUUAUCAUAUAAGAAACUCAGAAAUGAAAAAUAAGUUUAGUGGCUUUUUCGCAUCAUCAAUUGAUCAUUACAAUUUUUUCAAUUAAAAAGAACGAUUAAUAUGAUUAAAUUGUAAUAUUCAACAGAUGACAAAGAACUACUAAAGAAUUUUUUGAAGUGAAGUUCAUUUAAAAUAUAUAAUAAUAAGAAUGAGAAAGUUUCUGAUGACCGUCUUCAACAAAAGGGUUUUUAAUGUUCGUAUGGUACAUACUGUACCUCAAAGAAAAUUAAUUAACAUUAAAGAUGAAAAUCAAGAAUUAAUGGCUUUAUGGCCAAGAGUAUUUAAAGAUCUUACAGUCGGCCGUCAUACAGAUUUACCUGAUGUAACCAGAUGGCUGUCAAAGCUUUUACAAUACAAUGUUCCUGGUGGCAAGAAGAAUCGAUCUCUAAUUCUAGUCUAUGCAUAUAAACAAUUUGCUCAUCCGAAUCAAUUAACAGAUGGAAAUAUUCGAUUGGCACGUAUUUUAGGAUGGUGCAAUGAAAUGCUGCAGGCAUUCUUCUUGAUAGAAGAUGACAUUGUGGAUCGCUCGAAGACUCGUCGAGGACAACCCUGUUGGUAUCUUCACGAUAAUAUUGGAACCACAGCCGUUAAUGAUGGAAUUUUAAUAGAGCAAAUGAUCUAUCAACUACUUCGAAUGCAUUUUGGCGACAAACCAUACUAUCUAGAUUUUGUUAACACAUUUCUGGAUAUUAUUUAUAAGUCGAUGGUGGGACAAACGUUAGACUUGUUGUCGUCGAAUCAUGCAAAAAAGCCUAAAUUAAAUUUAUUUACCAUGGACCGAUACAAUGCUAUAGUAAAUUACAAAACUGCUUAUUAUUCCUUCGUAAUGCCAGUUACGUUAGCUAUGCACUUAGCUGGUAUUAAAGAUAAGGAAAUGUUUAGACAAGCUACAAAUAUAUUACUUGAGAUAGGAAAUUUAUUUCAAGUUCAAGAUGACUAUUUAGAUUGUUUCGGUGAUCCUCAGGUAACAGGAAAAGUUGGUACAGAUAUUGAACAAGGAAAAUGCUCAUGGUUAGUUGUUGUUGCCUUGCAACGAGUCACUUCAGAACAACGAAAGAUUCUAGAGGAAUGUUAUGGAACAAAUGAUAUGGAAAAAGUUGCAAGGGUAAAGCAAUUGUAUCGUGACUUAGGAUUACAAACAACUUACUCCGUUUAUGAGGAAGAGAAUUAUAAUUUAAUUAACACUCAUAUACAACAAAUUUCGUGCGGACUACCUCACGAUAUAUUUUUCAAAAUACUGAAUAAAAUUUAUCGCAGAAAUAUGUAAAACUGUCUGCGAUUGAUCAUAAAAUUGAAAAAUUUGAAAAAACAAAGAAUAAUAUAAUUGUACAGUACAUCAAAUAAAAAAUAUUUUUAAAGAAUAA
Messenger RNA from Leptopilina boulardi, 2015 nucleotides. RefSeq names its product farnesyl pyrophosphate synthase-like. Bases 800 to 1918 code for a protein of 372 amino acids. The record is from RefSeq and is a predicted model, not a curated record. Gene Ontology annotation, cellular component: cytoplasm. Lineage: Eukaryota; Metazoa; Arthropoda; Insecta; Hymenoptera; Figitidae. The transcript is spliced from 7 exons. Gene Ontology annotation, molecular function: dimethylallyltranstransferase activity; (2E,6E)-farnesyl diphosphate synthase activity. Gene Ontology annotation, biological process: trans, trans-farnesyl diphosphate biosynthetic process.